Molecule: messenger RNA, 968 nt
Organism: Contarinia nasturtii (swede midge)
Lineage: Eukaryota; Metazoa; Arthropoda; Insecta; Diptera; Cecidomyiidae
Exons: 2
Coding region: 86-574 (162 amino acids)
Source: RefSeq, a predicted model, not a curated record
GAGAGCAGUCCAAUUUGUCAUUAUACUUGGAAUUGACUGGUUAUAAACGGCGAUAUUGAAUUGUGAAACUCGAAAGUGAAAUAAAAUGAAAACAAGUCUGUUAACAAUAGCGGUGAUUGUGUGCACCACAAUCGAUCGAUCACAGGGUAGACUAAUGGAGUUUUCAAACAUGUUUUCAACAUUUUUUAGUCCAAUGCCAAGUGUUCAAAGCGUGUUUCAAACGGUUUGCGAUGCUGACAUGCAUGCAUGCAUUCAAAGGGGAUCAUCAUUGGCGAUGAGCAGUGAACAAUCAAGCACAUCUACCUAUUACAAUUUGUGCACCGGUUCAUCUAAAUUUGUUGACGGGGAAGAGAUUCCAUUGGUCGAAGUACGUGAUCGAAGUAAUCAAUUGAUUGCAUCCGUUAUUCCGGGCACAUAUAUGGUGAAUGGCAAAAAUGUGAAAGCAUGGGAUUUGAGAAAAUAUACGAUGGGCAAUUAUGACUUGAAAGCUAGCCCACCUACCGAUUGUGCCAUUCUCACAUAUUACUCCGGAUUUCAAGUGGACAACGACAAUUCAUUUGACAGUUUCUUUUAAAUCUAUUCAACACCCAUUUUAUACAGGAAAUAUGCUGAUUCUUUUUGGCACAAUUUUAUUAUGUGAUUCUUGAUGAAAACAAAAACGAAACACUGAUAUUUAUAAAUAUCAUUUCUCAUGCAAUGAAUAGAUCGAGAACUUGAAAUACAUCGCUUUUAAUUGAAAUAAUUUGCCACAAUAGAAACCGAAAAUAUUAAAAAAAAGACACAUUUUAUUUCAAAUUAAAACAUUCUUUUCACCCCAAGUUCUGGAUUGCAUGGGAAAAUACAGAAAACACACAUGUAUAUUUAAUCAAAAAUGAAGUCUGUUUUUAAACAUGUCGUGUAAUUUAUCAGUAAAUAAACCGCAUCUGAGUCACCAUCAACAAAAAAAAACAAAAAACAAUUGAAUUUUA